Messenger RNA from Yamadazyma tenuis ATCC 10573, 1476 nucleotides. RefSeq lists its product as uncharacterized. Gene Ontology annotation, molecular function: guanyl-nucleotide exchange factor activity; G-protein alpha-subunit binding. NCBI's taxonomy places the organism in Eukaryota, Fungi, Ascomycota, Pichiomycetes, Serinales, Debaryomycetaceae. Gene Ontology annotation, cellular component: cytoplasm. The record is from RefSeq and is a predicted model, not a curated record. Gene Ontology annotation, biological process: G protein-coupled receptor signaling pathway.
AUGUUCAACCUGUGGUUUGUUGAAGACAACCAGGGGAAGAUUGUCCUGUAUGACGUCAAAAGCCUUAGAAGGCUUGGGAGAGAUCAGGCUUUUUGCAACAGUGUUUCUGAGUCUCAACUUGACAAGGUAUUCGAUGUGUUGUUUAACUAUGAAACCGGCUUGGACCAAAAAGUUGAGAUCAUCGCCACCAUUUCCAAUAUCGUACUUGUCAAUAGACACCUCCACAUGACAUACUUUAUUCCUCGAUAUUCCAAACGGCUGUUUGUAUAUUGUGAUAAAUUAAUCAAGCAGUUUGAGGCCGAGAAGCUGGACUUCCGGUAUGACUUUGCCAGCUUGGUGCCGAUUUAUCGGAUAUUGUUUUUGACCUUAUACGGAGGGUUGGAGCAGAUUUGCGAUGCUAUAAUCAACGACGUGUUUGGAAUACUUCUUGAUGGGUUUAAGUGCUAUGUGGCAAUUAUGGACGAUCAUAGCAAUGUUCCUAUGUUCCAGUUGUUGGUGGUGGAAAUCUUGAAGUGUUUGUACACUUUACACCAUAAGUACCACUCUGGGUCCGAGUUGGUACAAGACGAAGGGUUUUCGGACGACUGCUUGAAAAUUAUCAACCAGUUUGUGGGUGUACGCCACACGGAAAACGGCCAUUUGAUCAUCAAAAACACCCUCAACUUCUUGUUGCUUUUGCAUGGCGAGCGAGAAGAGUCUAAAUCCAUAGACCUUUACACGGGCCUGAUAGAGUUGUACCUUGAAUUUUUCAAAAAUUUGGAUGUGCUUUUAAAAGAGCACUUGGAGACCAUAAAACGUGAGCCAGGGAAGAGUAUAGUUGCCUGUGGGUUUGCCGUGAACAUGUUGGUGGUUUUGGACCAUAUGGCUAGUCUGUUGAAACGUGAUGUUGAACAGAAUCCCGAGUCCGCUAAGUUCAACCAACUUUUGACAGAAUUAGCACUGUUGAUUCUCCCUAGCGAUGGUCUGAAGUUUGUCUACAAUGAGUUCAUUCAGUACGUGGCCACCAUGAUAUUUUCUGGUGCUGAUGGGCUGUCCUUUUUUGAUCUCAAGAAUGCUGGUUUCACCAAAGAUUUGAUUCUCAGCAUCUUGUACAGUUUAACAUACGACAAAGACAUUGUCAAGCACCAAAACAACUUUUUAGAACUUGUGGGAUAUGUUUUUGGACAUAAGUACCUCGAGAACCAUUCUAUUGUGCUUGACCCAUCCAUAGACAUAAAAAGUGUUCAGGAGCCCACAUCAAAGUACCUUGAUACAGAUGAUUAUAACCGCAAAAGAGCCGGUGUUUUCGGUAACAUACCAGCCGACCAAUCGGGUGGUGGCUCUGUCGAUGACUUGACGGAAGAAGAGAAGGAGAGAGAAGCAGAAAAGUUGUUUGUGUUGUUUGAAAGAAUGGAGAAGCUAGGGACAUUUGAGAAUUUCCAGAAUCCGGUGAAGCAGUGGCAGCAGGAAGGGAAGUUCGAAGAGUUGAAAGAGUAG